AUGCCAACAGUGGUGCGAGCAUCUUCUUUCGAGAACAUGAUUGUGAAAAUGAAACUAACUGAGAAGCUAGAUAGGAUUAAGUGGGUGAAUGAGAAGAAAAUGUCCAUCAUGUUGCAACCCGACAUGAACGGCCACAUCUUGGUUAAUCGGUUGUACAGGGAAGGCAUUGAGAUCGACACAUCAAAAGGCUUAAUAACGACCACGUGCUGCCAUUCCUUGCUGAUACGUUCAAUAAACCGCUUUGUUAGAGAGAUCCACAUAUACCUCUUCUUCAACAUUGUCUCCUCCUUCAUCAGGCCAUAUCCACGUGAUUCGAAUGCUUUUUUACCAUAUCACGAAAUGACCAUCGCUGGGGUUGCGGGCCUUGAACUACGGGUGGAGCCACUGGUUGGUUCGUGGUCGGACGGGGUUGAUUCUCCAACAGAUCGGGGCCUUGAACUACGGGUGGAGCCACUGGUUGGUUCGUGGUUGGGCGGGAUUGAUUCUCCAGCAGUUCUCCAUGGCAAUUGCGGACUCUCGAUCUUUUCGAGGCUGGGAUUAGAUCCGGUGCUAGGGCUGGAAACUCUGAAAUCGGGAAGACUGGUGGUGGAUCUACCCCUGGGUCGACGGUGUCCGUGGUGGGUUUGCGAGCGUUGGGGGGUUUUUCGCUGA
Molecule: messenger RNA, 651 nt
Organism: Striga asiatica
Lineage: Eukaryota; Viridiplantae; Streptophyta; Magnoliopsida; Lamiales; Orobanchaceae
Source: the annotation of a GenBank genome assembly